AUGCUCGAUGACUUUGUGCAGAGCUCGUCGUCGCCAUUGGCGGCUAAUCGACGCAUUCAUUCCGACCGUCAACAGCCAAACGGGUCGCGCUUUGCGUCCGGUCCCUAUGACUCUGUCAACGAUGGCUUCGAGCCUAGCAACGGUCGUGGAUCUGACAAUGAAGAUGGUGCCUACAGUGAAGGUUUUGGUGCAUCAAUGCUCGACCCCAUCUCAGCCCUCGAGACUGGCUUCAUCUCUUCUGAUGCUGGCCCCUCCUCGCAUUCAGACCCCAUCUUUCAGCUUGGCAGGGUCCAGUACGCCUUCUCAGCACCAUUAGCACUUAUGACAGUAUCGUCAAAUAUACUUACCAUGUGUCUCUACUCCUAUCCGAAUCCAUCACAAGCAGCGAAUCCCUUCCCAGCUGCUCCACCAAAGCUUGUUCGUAUCAACCUCGACGACCCAGAGCGAACAGAAGAGGCAGAUGUCCCGAUCCCACCAACACCUCGAUCAGCUCGCAAUGCACCACCACCAGAUCCAAGCACAAUAGGUCCUCACAAGAUGUAUGGCGAUCCAUUCGGCGUUCACCUCCUGCUAGCUAUGCGCAACGGCGACAACUAUUACUGGGCAAGCGGAUGGAAGAAAGCACGAUUGUUGCCAAAACUCAAAGGACACAUCAUCGAAAGUGUCGCAUGGAACAAGGACGCUCAAGGGUCGUCGGCGCCGUCAUCACACAAUCGCACAUCCAACAACCAGCCUGCGCUUUCGACCACACGAGAGAUCCUCAUCGGUACGCGGUCUGGAGACAUCUACGGAGUCGUCAUCACAGCACCAGUCGGUACUGAUCCAGACGAUGGCGACAUCUUUGACAAGAUUGCGCGCAGAACUGCCGGCAAUGGUGCUGAAAGAGGCGAUGUUGAUCGCGUCGUCAGACACAUGACCACCCUGCCCGAACGACAGCCUGUUACUGGCCUCGCAGCAGAGACCUUUCCACGCUCUAGCCAGACAUCUGCUGUCAAUGGUGCAAAUGACUCCAGCAACUCUUCGUCAAGCGAGUUUCGGCAAGCGGUCGUCAUAGCAACAACCAGCACACGUAUCUACGAGUUUGUCGGUGUGCUGUCCAAAGCCCGCAAUGACGAUUCUGACUCACAUUCAAUGUACGGCAAGCUCUUCUUGCCGUACCGAGGAGACGCCUCACCAAAUCUCAAGUCCGAGCUUCCAGGCGAUCUACCGUACUCAGAGCUACAUACAUGGACUCCAUCCUCCGUCAAGCAUGCCUCGGCACUGGCCUGGCUCACUGGUCCAGGCGUGUAUCACGGGCUGCUCUCUUAUCCUUCGAACGCAACAGCCGGCGACAGCGUCAUUGAGUCAGCCAAUUUGCUCCCCUACCCGGCCAUCACCAUCGAAGACGAAGGAAACGCAAACCCUAACAAACGUCGCUGUCGCAUCAGCACAACCUCGAAUGGCGACGACAGCGGCUUUGGCAACGGUGCAGCACCCAUCACCGAGAUCCCUCUCGGCAUUGCACUCACCGAGUUCCAUUUUGUCCUGCUCUAUCAAGACCGCGUGAUGGCCAUCAGCUCGCUUGACGAUCAAGUCAUCUUCGAAGAAGCGCUUCCGCUCAAGUCCAACGAGCGCGUCAUUGGCACAGCUGUCGAUGUCGCAAAGCAGACCUACUGGAUCUACACCGACGCCAGUAUCUUCGAGCUUGUCUUGCAAGAUGAAGACCGACAUGUCUGGCGCGUCUAUCUCGAUCGCGGGUCCUACGAUACAGCGCUCAAGUUUGCCAAACCAGGCAUUCAGCGUGGCACAGUACUUUCGUUCCAAGGUGAUCGCUUCUUUGCAGAGGGCAAGUACAUCCAGGCAGCGCAGUGCUAUGCGCAGACGUUCAUGCGUGCAUUUGAAGAGAUCGUGCUGCGCUUCACCGAUGCAGACCAACGAGACGCACUUCGCUACUACCUAGUGAUGCGCCUCGAACGGCUCGACAAAAACCAGGACAUUGCGCAACGCAUCAUGAUCGCAACAUGGCUCGCCGAGAUCUACCUCAGCAAGAUCAACCAACUCGAAGAUGUUGCUGCUGCCGAAGCUGCCAGCCAAGAUGUCGACAACUACCGCCUCGAGACUACGAUGAUUACCGAAGAGCUCUAUCAGUUCUUGUCGACGUACCGAUCGCUCCUCGAUCCCCGCACUACCUUUGAUCUCACCAAGAAGCACGGUCGAUCCGACGUCUAUCUGCACUUUGCCUCCGUCACUGGCGACCACGAACGCAUUGUACGUCACCACAUCCAAGCGAAGCAGUGGACCAAGGCCAUCGAUGCCAUCAACGAGCAGGAUUCGCUGGAGCUCUACUACAGCUUCGCUUCGGUGCUGAUGCGCCAUGCCCCCGCUCAAACUGUCGAGUGCUGGACAAGGCAACGGAAGCUUGACCCACGCAAGCUGAUACCGGCACUGCUGCAGCACAAGCCUGAGCUCGACCUGGGCGAGACCGAUCAUGCUGUCAAAUACCUCAGCACCAUCGUCGCGGGCAAGAAUGGCAACAAAGACACGGCCAUUCACAACCUGUUGCUGACACUGCUGGCAAGACGUUCAUCACGCUACCCUAAGCGCGAAGACACGAAGCAGAAACUACUGCGCUUCAUCGACGAGGCAAAGCCAAAUCCGCUCACAGGUCAUCCUUACUUUGACCUCGACUACGCGCUCAGAACAUGCCUGUCGCAAGGACAGAUGGAAGCGUGUGUACGCAUCUUUGCUAAGAUGGGCCUGUUCAAGUCGGCCGUCGAGCUUGCCAUUCGUGAAGGUGGGAUCGAGCUAGCAUGCAGCUAUGUGGACAUGGCUGAGACUAUGGAUCAUGAUCUGCGCAAGAAGCUCUGGCUUCGGGUCGCCAAAGAAGUCGUCCGCACUUCAGCCGACAUCAAGGCAGCUAUGGCUUUCUUGCGCCGCACCGAUCUCAUCUCGAUCGAAGAUGUGCUGCCCUUCUUCCCAGACUUUGCUGUUAUCGACGACUGCAAAGAUGACAUCUGUGAGGCGCUGGAAGGCUAUGCCACGCACAUCGAGGAGCUGAAGGAUGAGAUGGACGAAGCCUCUCGCUCAGCAGCUGCCAUUCAACAGGACAUCGCCAAGCUGAGUGAACGAUUCGUCACCAUCGAUCCGGAUCAGAAGUGCCAUCACUGCAUGCAGAUGCUAGUACAGCGACAGUUCUACAUCUUCCCCUGCCGACACGGCUUCCAUGCGGAUUGCCUAAUCGGCGAGGUGACCAAGACCAUGUCGACGCGCAGUCUGAGGAAGCUACUCGAACUGCAGCAGCAGAUCUCGGCGCUCACCAGCGGCCUCGUACCCGCAUUACCAAGCUCGGCAUUGGCGAACAUGGGCUUCCUCAAGGACGGCUCAAAGGCGGUGGCCAACGUCGCACAGGGAGCAAGACAAGCUGGUCUGAGCGGAUUGCAAGCUGGCGCUCGCGGGUUGGGCAAUGUUACAGCAGCUGUGGGACUGGACAAGCUUCGAGAACUGGUGGUUCCGGAUGCCGUGAUCAGCGCUAUCUCGGCAGGUGUCAGUGUCAGUGUCGCUGGCGGUCGAAGAGUGUUAGCUCCGCUGGAUCCGUUCUCGAACCCGGCAACAGACUGGGUGGCAGGCUCGCGUACAGCAGCACAGAGAAGAGCAGCUGCUAUGGUGGCUUCGUCUGACUCGGAUGCAGUUGGUAAUGGCGCAGAUGGAGCUGUUAACAAGAAGGCUUUUGGAUUGGCCAGAAGCAUCGAGGACCAAGAACGCAUUCAGCAGUUGCGUGACCAACUGGAUGCACUCAUCGCUGGCAGUUGCCCUAUGUGCGAUGGCAUAGCGAAUGCCAUCGGUCGUCCCUUCAUCACGGAUAAGGAAGCAGCGGAGGAGUGGGCAUUGUAA
This is a messenger RNA of Ustilago hordei, 3870 nucleotides long. RefSeq lists its product as uncharacterized. Gene Ontology annotation, biological process: vesicle-mediated transport; vacuole organization; organelle fusion. The transcript has a single exon. The record is from RefSeq and is a predicted model, not a curated record. The coding region runs from base 1 to 3870 and encodes 1289 amino acids. Gene Ontology annotation, molecular function: protein-macromolecule adaptor activity. Gene Ontology annotation, cellular component: endosome; HOPS complex. Lineage: Eukaryota; Fungi; Basidiomycota; Ustilaginomycetes; Ustilaginales; Ustilaginaceae.